AUGUGCAAAAACAAGUGGUUUUUGGUCGUAAUUUAAGCGUAAAAACUCAAUGUUUACAUGGUGCUAGUUUUCGGUUGCGCAUGUUUUCGUGAAAGCACCCAAACAACAGUUAACGAGGUUGGUAUACUGCCACGAAAUGGCGCUCUCAGUCGAUUAGAGAACAUUGCGGAGAGAGGUCGUUGUGUAUAAUCGCGUGGUUUAUUUACAAACAAAGUAAAAUUCGCAUCGAAAGUGAGUGUCGUUCGGGGUGUUUGGAUGCCCGAGAUGCCUUCAGCCGAUAUGCGCACCACCGUGAGCACGAUGAACCCUGUGAGGGGCCCGGAAUUUAACAUCAGUUCGAAGGACGUAGAGGGCCUGGUGUUGGAGAUCAAGGAGAACCUGCGAUUGUCGGCGACGACGAUGAAGGCGAUACCCUGCAGCCACCUGUCGAGGAAGUCGUCGCGAGCGUCGCCCUACCGCAUCCCAGGGAAAGUGUGUUGUGAGUCGGCCCCGUCUGCCUGCGAUCAGUGUAUCAGGAAAAACAAGCGGCGGCUGCAGCAGGAGGCGCAGGAAGACCCCUACGAACUCCUGCAGAAACUGCUCAGAGACGGUAGUUUGGUGAACGAGGCGGUCCGCAGGGUGCAGUUGGGGCUCACCCCCAAACAGAGAUACUUCUACGAGUCCGAUGAGGAGAAUAGCCCUGUUCUACGGCUGUACUCCCAAGAGAGCUAAAUUCGAUAAUUUUGCGUUUAAUUUAUUUUGUCCUUAAAUGUUCCUUUGUGAGUGUUGUAUGUGAGAAAUUGGAAACGUUGCGUCAGCGAGAGUACAGUCCGAGCCAAAGAGACGUAAGAAGCACACAUUUCGUAUAGUCGGGGACGAGAGACUAGUCCCGUUUUUCCGUUUUUUUGUCUCUUAGUAUUAUACGCUUAAGAGAGAAUUUGAAUUUUUUACAAAAUGCUGUAUUACGCUUAAUUACCGGACAUUUAGAUAGUGUUAAAUUAGUUUGGAACUCUUACUCUAUUACUCCAUAUCUGUGAUUGUAAAAUAAACCUCCCAGAUUUGUUUCUCCCUCAUCCAAAAAAUCCAAAAAUGUUUAUAUCAAAUUUCUCAAAAAACAAGCAUGGGGGAGAUGAGGUGUCUUAAAAUCACACAUGAAAAAUACGAACGUUGAUUUUUCAGAUGCGAUUUUAAUUUAAUUUUAAGUAUGUGUAUAAAAUACAUAACAAUGUUGGUUUUUUGUUCAACAGUCGGGUCAGUUAGUGGAUCUGUACGAUUUUUUUUUUCAUACACUGACCUUUUAGUUGUUGCACAUGCCGUGUUCUGUAAUUUCUUUAAACCGAAUUAGACAUGCCUGCGCAUUUUAUUUAAUUUAACUAAUUAAUUUAAUUUUAUCAGAACCGCAUUUUUAAGUAUUUUUUGUGUUUUAUUUAAAAUGCACUAGAUUAUUGAACUGAUUCUAUUGCUGUUCUUGUGAUAUAGUUGUUAUGCAUAAAUUCUUAACUCAAUGGGAAAAAAUGUGAUUUUUAUAUUCACUUGGUAGAUGCAUUUGAUUUUGUUUUGUUUUUUUGACUGUGUUCUUUAGUUAGUUUACUGGACAAAAUGGGUUUAUAAGAAUAGACGACUUAUUUUUUUUUUAAUUGUUUUUCACUAAUUGUCAGUUACUAUGUGUAGGUAUUUAAUUAAAUUGUUUUUAUCACAUUUUUCUAGGGCAUUUGUUUCCUAGAUAUUUGUGGUAAAAUUUAUGUUAUGAAUGUACGUUUUUGUUACAAUCGCAAUAAUUUGUAUUAAAAUAUUUUUUGAUGCCUAUGGCAUUCAUGUAUUAUAAUGUCGAAAAUAAACAUUAUAAUCAAG
Tribolium madens (black flour beetle) is the source of this 1830-nucleotide messenger RNA. RefSeq lists its product as uncharacterized. NCBI's taxonomy places the organism in Eukaryota, Metazoa, Arthropoda, Insecta, Coleoptera, Tenebrionidae. The record is from RefSeq and is a predicted model, not a curated record. The transcript has a single exon. Bases 256 to 711 code for a protein of 151 amino acids.